AUGGAGUUCGCAGGGAUCGAAGAUGUCGACGAACGGCGGGAGGAGGAGGAAGUCGAGUUCAUCCUAGGCGCUUUACCAUCGAUCUGGCAUAACACACAGAACGUGCUCAGAGACUUGGGUUACCAAAGACCAGCCGCUGGGGAUGAGCAAGAAGAUCUCAGACAUCGUCAUACGGGCAGCCAUGAAGAUCAACCCGAUGGGUCCUCUGCACUUUCCAGGCUCAUAGAUCAAGAAGGUCCGACAAACUCUCAAGCAGCACCGGCAGAUCAGGACGAGGCGGAAGAGAAGGUCUGUCGUAUGUGCUUCGCGUCCGAGGACGAAUUGGGUGAUGAUGGCUUGACAAUAGGAAGACUCAUCGCGCCAUGUCAUUGUGAUGGAAGUAUGCGCUACGUCCAUGACACCUGUCUCGACCAAUGGCGGCGUCAGUCAGCUGCCUCGGAAGCAGCCUGCGUCUGCGGUCAAUGCCACGCUCGCUACCGUUUCCGACGCAGACCUUAUUCGAACCUGAUGGCUUUCGUGCAGGCCAGUCAGAUGCUCCGCAUUCUUGCUUGCGUCUUCGUCAUCUUUGUUGCAUCCUUCCUGCUUGGUGUUCUGUCCUUCUUGACGCUAAGCACAAUGGCACGCUUCGAAGCAACUCCGCUCGCUUUUGUCCGCAACGCGGCACUGCGACAAGUACAGCUUGACAAGACACCAUUGAAUAUCACCAUACACAAAGAUCAGGCGCGCGCCGACGUCUGGGUCCCUGCAAAGGCAUGGCAUCGCGGAGGAAGCAUUUCUAUGCCCCACAUCAGCCACGACCUCUACGAAAGAGCAGACCUUGAGGUCUUUGCUCGAAUCCGACAGGAAGAAAUCGACAACCCAGUCUACUGGAAGCUGGUCAGACGCCCUCGAUCGGCCUUCCGAGCCAAUUACUCUGACGCAAAGAUCAUUCGAACUAAGCUCAGAUCCGGUGAGGAUGUCGAGAGAGAGCUUGAACGUCUGUCUCAGGGUCUUCCUCUGUUUCCAUUGGACAGCUGGCGUCGUAGUCCGCGCCAGAAAGAAGCAGGAUCACUCAACGCAAGGACAGCAGGCAACAAUGCUUCGAACAGCGGCUUGCAAACGCCUUACAACUUGACUCCCUCAUUACGAGAACGUUUUAUCUCAUCCGAGCUCAAGCUUCCCUUCAGCUUUCCGUUCCUCUCCUCCUCGCAUAAAGAUACGGAUGCCGCAAAAGCGCUGGACGAGGUCGAGCUUUGGCAAAGACAAAACAUGACAAUCUACUGGGAGUAUGAGGAGUCACCCGCCGAUCUCUUCCCGAACCCAUCGGAGCACUUCUUGGUGCGCAGUCUUCCUGAAUGGCUCGGCUUCCUUCGAUAUGUUGCUUACGGCUUCGUCCUUGCUAUGAUGGACCGCUUCUACUUCGUCAUCAGUGUCUUCCAGCCAUGGUGGUCUGCCAUCGCUCGAUCUGCACUGCAACUUGCGUUGUUGCUCAUGGAGUCGAACCGCGAGCUAAUGUGGUGCGCUAGCAAAGCAAUCGUCGCUGGUCUCAUCGCCUACACUGAUGUCGAGUUUGAGCCGGUGCGAUGGAACCCAGACAACUCCAUCGUCAUCGGACCGCCCCGAACGCGCAGACGAAAGCUAGCUGCCGUGGUACGAGAAGUGGUUGUGGUAGCAGCAGACAGCGUCUUUGGACCUCUCUGGCUCAACUGGUGGGGUGGUUACUCUCUGUCGGUAUAUCUGCAACCACGCGAGUUCAUGACGACGGAGCGCGUAGAGAUGACCCAGCUGGCGGCUGUGUUCGCUCCUGCCUUUACCUUGCUGAUCGAUGUCGCCUUCGGAGGGCUUUCGACAUCCAGUGACCGUGCAGCCAGGUUUAAGAAGUCUCAUACAAGCCGAUGGACGCAGGCAGAUUGGGUGCACAACGACCAUUCGGCUUCCGAAGGCUACCGUCGGAUGAUUGCCACGAUGCUUGGUGACAAGGACGCAAGUAAAGCCUCGAUUUGGGAUCUCUGGCUUGAGGUUGAGCAGACGAGGUUGCUGCCUGGUCGUACGAAACCGCUCCAGAUGGCGCUGUUACCCAGACAAAACACAUGGAAGACGGUCAUGCUGCUGGGCUGUCUCGCGACGACGGCUAUCGCGCUGGUAGUCGCUACCAAGCUGGCUUGGGAUACAACCAUCUCCCACUUCGCCAGGCAGGCAUGGCGAUCACUGGUGAGCAUCUAUCAGCUGAUUAUACACUCUGGCGACAGCUUCCGUCAUCUCUGGCGACAAACCAGGGAUACGUCGCUAUUCAUCGUUCGAUAUACCACGGGCAGGAUCAAGGGGCUUGUGAGCCAGCUGUUGAGGAGUCUCACCAGGUCCGGUCCUUCUGAUGGUGACGGCGAUGCUAACCAUGCUACUUGUGGAGAUGCAGCUGGCUCGCAAGACACUGGAUUGGGAGAACAGGUUCCACCAGCGCCGGAGCCAGAACCGAUGGCAGAGCCUCUCCUGAACGAUCCAUUCAUGCAAGGCGCUCAUAUGGGCAUCUUUGGAGCGAUUUUAGGUCAUGUGGCGUCCAUCUAUGGAUGUCUGCAUGCCUUUGUCUUUACGAUGCGAUUCAUACUCGUCUACCUUCCCUUUGAGCCUUUCAUGAUCGUCUACACGCUGUUGGCCAAGCUGAUCCAGGUGGACGUGGCCAACACUGAGGUCUUGGAUCGCGGCGAUGUUGGCGCGUGA
Messenger RNA from Ustilago hordei, 2694 nucleotides. RefSeq lists its product as uncharacterized. The coding region runs from base 1 to 2694 and encodes 897 amino acids. The transcript has a single exon. NCBI's taxonomy places the organism in Eukaryota, Fungi, Basidiomycota, Ustilaginomycetes, Ustilaginales, Ustilaginaceae. Gene Ontology annotation, molecular function: zinc ion binding. The record is from RefSeq and is a predicted model, not a curated record.